AUGGGUGGCUUGCACAAAUCUCAAAACCAAGCAAAGAAGCUGACAAAUAAAAUGAUAAGUUUGAUAGACAAGAGAAGAAAAAUGAAAGUAGAAACACUCGCAGAUAAGAUAGAAUAUACAGAACUGUGUGAGACUAUGAGAAAGACCAUGAAAGAUGACGUUAAGAAGUUUGAAGAAGAUAUGCUAAAAGCCAGUCUUGAAAAUAAAUGUAGUUUAAAAAUAGCCAAGAGGGAGGCUAUGAUUGGAGAUAAUCAGCUAAUAGUGUUGGACACAGGUAAGAAAGAGACACUCGUACAUAUUGAGAAUAUUUAUAGUAAACUGUACAGUAAAAUCAGUGAUGAUAUUUUAAUCCUAGACAAAAUGGAUGCCUCUGUUUUCCAUAUCCCAGAAAUACUCCUCUCAGAUAUCAAACACGCCAUAGACAAAAUGACAAAACGAACUGCUCCAGGUAGUGAUGACUUUUCAGUCUAUAUUUUCAAGCUCAUGGAUGACAAAUCUAUAAGGCAUUUGGCUAAACUGUUAUCAGAUGGCUUGCAGAGUGAAAAACUACUAAGAGACUGGAAUAAAGUCAAAACAAUCCUAAUAAUUAAGAGAUUGAGCACUAAACGUGACCUGCCCAACCGCUGA
Molecule: messenger RNA, 627 nt
Organism: Schistocerca gregaria
Lineage: Eukaryota; Metazoa; Arthropoda; Insecta; Orthoptera; Acrididae
Exons: 1
Coding region: 1-627 (208 amino acids)
Source: RefSeq, a predicted model, not a curated record